GAUGGGAAAGCUUGGCGGCCCUGAGGACACUGGCCAACAGUGGCGGUUUUGUGCACGCGGUCGCCUCGCGCAGGGUGUCUGUGGACUUGGAGAGCAGGGGUUGGGAUGCAUUUCAUGGACCCAAACUGGCAAGGCAAUUUGGAGGGAGUCAGACCUUGUCUGCCAAUUCCGCUCCAACAGAAUCGUCAGGACAGCUGCAGGGGGGCCUCUUUAUUGAUGAACAAUAUGUGGUGAACAUGUUCAAUAAAUGCCGUCACAGUGUCGUGCACAUAAGGUCCUAUGACCAGGCGAUGACCUUGUUCUCCCUCAACCCUGUGCAAAUCCCAAGAGGCAGUGGAACGGGGUUUGUGUGGGACGACAAGGGCCACAUCGUCACGAACCUUCAUGUGGUGGGCUCCGCUGGGACGCUUCAGGUCGCGUGGGCGGAUGGGAAAACUGCCACGGCCAAAGUGCAAGGCGCGUCAGCUGACAAAGACAUCGCCGUUUUGGCGACUGAAGGCAAGGGUCCCUCACUGGCUCCAGUCCAGGUGGGCUUCUCCAACCUCCUGAAUGUAGGACAGAGGGUGUUCGCCAUCGGAAAUCCAUUCGGACUCGACCAGACCCUGACGGCAGGCAUCGUCAGCGGACUGGGCCGUGAGAUAACAGGCGCGGGCGGGAAAACUAUCCGAGAUGUCAUCCAGACAGACGCAGCAAUCAACCCAGGAAAUUCGGGUGGCCCGCUGCUCGACAGCCAGGGCCGCCUCGUAGGCGUCAACACCGCCAUAGCCAGCAGCUCGGGGACGUUCUCUGGUGUUGGCUUCGCCAUACCUUCCAACACUGUGCGGCGGGUGGUCAGCCAGAUCAUACGCCACGGCCGGGAGGUGCAGCCUCGGCUUGGCGCAAACUGCCUGUUGGACCACUACGGCAAGAGGGGCGUCGUGGUGCACAGCGUAGAGCCUGGGUCGGCGGCCGAAAGGGCGGGCUUGAGGGGCCUUCAACGAGGAGCGGGAGGCGGCUGGGUCAUCGGAGACCUCAUUGUGGCGGCUGCCGGACAACCCGUGGUUCACCCCGAAGAGCUGCAGUCGGUCAUCGAGCAGUUCGAGACAGGCGACAUCUUGAAUUUGACUGUCGACCGGGUGGUGGGGCCAGACAGAAUGGACCGCAUAGAGAUUCAGGCUCACUUGUAA
This is a messenger RNA of Ostreobium quekettii, 1166 nucleotides long. The record is from the annotation of a GenBank genome assembly. Lineage: Eukaryota; Viridiplantae; Chlorophyta; Ulvophyceae; Bryopsidales; Ostreobiaceae.